AUAAUCUAGAACUCUAUGGCUAUUGUGGGCUUUGAAAGAUAAUCUAACCUAUACUUGAACGAAAAAGGCGGCAUAUCAAGAAUUCGAACGUUAAUUAUGCAGAAGAAGAAGGCUAGAAAAACAAGGCGUCAGCUUAUAGCAGAAAAGGCAGUAAUACAGCAGCAGCUAAUAAACAAGGCAAAUGCCUUGUCAAAUCCUUUAGAAACUCUGCAAAAGUUCCACGAGUAUAUCGCGAAGGAUAAUAACACAAUCAAGCUUUCUUGCGUUAAGGCGAAAGAUGCAUCAUCGGAGUGUUUCUCCUGGAUCUUAGAUAUUAUGGAGAGAAAUAUGAAGGAUAUGUACGAGCAGUCCAGUUGGAGCUGGAACGCGGCUGAGAAGCAGGCGGAAUUGACGGAAGAAACAGCGUGGUAUUUGAUAGCAUUGUAUGAUGACAAAUUUCUCGGCUUCUCACACUUCCGAUUUGACAUUGACAAUGGCGACGUAGUAUUAUAUUGCUAUGAAUUACAAUUGGAACCAUCGGCCAGACGCAAGGGGCUUGGUCGCUUUAUGAUGUCAGCUCUGGAAUCCAUGGCCUAUCAGAAUCAGAUGCUGAAAGUCGUUUUAACAGUUUUCAAGCACAAUCCAUCAGCGAUACAGUUUUUCUACGCUCUUGGAUACAAAUUAGACAAUUCAAAUCCACCGGUCUCGGCGCACUUAGACUACGUGAUCUUGAGUAAACAAAAUUUAUGUGAAUGAACGGAAAGUAACACACGUUA
Wasmannia auropunctata (little fire ant) is the source of this 755-nucleotide messenger RNA. RefSeq names its product N-alpha-acetyltransferase 40 (gene Naa40). Lineage: Eukaryota; Metazoa; Arthropoda; Insecta; Hymenoptera; Formicidae. The transcript has 4 exons. Gene Ontology annotation, molecular function: histone H4 acetyltransferase activity; histone H2A acetyltransferase activity; protein N-terminal-serine acetyltransferase activity. Bases 97 to 735 code for a protein of 212 amino acids. The record is from RefSeq and is a predicted model, not a curated record. Gene Ontology annotation, cellular component: nucleus.